CUUGAAACAACUACCUUCAGAAAUCUUGUUCACAACUUGAGCGAGGUGAGAGAACUUGUGCUUAGUGGAGUGAACAUGACAUCUGUUAAUCCUCAUUUCUUCAUGAAUCUCUCUUCUUCAUUGACUACUCUUGAUCUCUCGGAGAGUGCAUUAAGAGGAAACUUUCCAAAGAGUAUUUUCCGCUUUCCAAAUCUCAAGAAUUUUUAUUUAAGUGGAAACUGGAACCUCACUAUUGAUCUUCCAAGUUCCAAUUGGAGCAGUCCUCUCCAACGGUUGUAUUUAGGUGACAUGGAUUGCGGAAGGCGAUUGCGAGAGUCUAUAGGAGAUCUAAAGUCAUUACAGUAUCUGUUUCUUCACUGCAACUUUGAAGGUUCCAUUCCAGCUUCCAUAGGGAACUUAUCUCAACUUACUCUCCUAGCCCUCUAUUCUAACAAUCUUAGCGGACAAAUCCCAUCAUCACUUGCAAACCUCACCCAACUUACCUAUCUUGAAAUUUCCAAUAAUCAGCUUUCUGGUCCCAUUCCAGCUUCCAUAGGUAACUUAAGGCAACUCACUGGGCUAUACCUCAUUUCUAACAAUCUUAGUGGACAAAUCCCAUCAUCACUUGCAAACCUCACCCAACUUAGUAGCCUAUGCCUCUCUUCUAACAAUCUUAGCGGACAAAUCCCAUCAUCACUGGCAAACCUCACCCAACUUACCUCUCUUGACCUUUCUUAUAACUUACUUAAUGGCACAUUGCCACCUUGGAUUUUCACCCUACCUUUGUUAGAGUACUUGUAUCUCAUUCAUAACCAAUUUCAAGUGCCUGACAUGUUCUCGGCGCUUCAAAAUCUUGCAAUUCUUGACCUUUCUCAUAACAACUUAACUGGGAAGAUUCCAAAUUGUCUUCCUAAGUCUCUCUCAGUGUUGAAUUUGCAGGCCAAUUACUUUGAUGGAAAUAUACCAUUUGGGUUUCCAGAGGGCUGUGGAUUACGAAAUCUCAACUUACAUGGAAAUCAAAUGGACGGCUUAUUACCAAGGUCUUUGGUGAAUUGUAGCAUGUUAGAGGUUCUAGACAUUGGCAACAACAACAUAAGUGAUACAUUCCCUCAUUGGUUGGAAUCUCUACCAGACCUUCAAGUGCUUGUCUUAAGGUCCAACAAGUUCCAUGGUUCUGUGCAGAGCACCAAAGAAAGUCCAUCUUUUCUCAGGUUACGAGUUCUGGACCUCUCCAACAACUAUUUUGUUGGUGCUUUGCCUGUUCGGUACAUUGAAAAUUUUAAUGCGAUGAUGGACCCUCAUAAAGAUGGUGGUUCCCCUGAAUACAUGAUGAUGCCGACGGCAACCAAUUCUUAUCAAUAUUCACUGGUUGUGACAUGGAAGGGAUUCGACUAUGAGCUGCAGAGAAUCUUGACCGUAUUCAGUAGUAUUCAUCUCUCAAAUAACAUGUUUGAGGGAGAAAUUCCGGAUGUUAUUGGAAAGCUUAGUUCUCUCAAAGGGCUUAAUCUUUCUCAUAACAACCUUACUGGUCAUAUCCCACCGUCACUAGGGAAUUUGACGAAUCUGGAAUGGUUGGAUCUCUCUUCCAACGAGCUGACGGGGAAAAUUCCUGAUGCAUUGAGCUCUUCUGAGAUCGUUAAGUGAAAAAACAAUGAUCUGGGUGGUGACCAAUGUGAGGUUUUAGGCCUGGGUUUGGAGUCUCUGAAGAUUUUGCUGAAGUGGGGGGUCUUUCUAGGGGCAAUGUUUUGUGGUUUUUUGGUUUUCUGGUGCAAGAGGGUGCUUGCGGUGGAGGAAGUGGUGAAUGCAAGGUACGGAGUGAUUGAGCAGUGGGCAUUGUUGUCGAGGAAUGCGUGGCCUAAGGUUUCUAUGGUUUGUAAGAUUUUCAAAGACCAAGGUGUGAUUCUGACCGCACUUUAGGUCUAUCUGCAUUAUUCUCAAUGGCAGAGACUUCUAUA
This is a messenger RNA of Rubroshorea leprosula, 1934 nucleotides long. The record is from the annotation of a GenBank genome assembly. NCBI's taxonomy places the organism in Eukaryota, Viridiplantae, Streptophyta, Magnoliopsida, Malvales, Dipterocarpaceae.